UUGAAAUUGUAGCUCAUCUACUCCAACCAACACCAACCCAUGCCAAACAAAACAAUCCCCAAUAUCUCACUCCCUCUGGCCACCUCAUAAAUGUUCAACUGCUUCUUGCCCUCUACUCUAUAUCUCCUCUCUCUCCGUCUCUUAAUUCCAUAACUGCUUCAUUCAGUUCUUUAUUGCUUACCAGUCUCUACUAACCCAACCCCUACUUCACGGUCGCUACAUUGACAAGAUACUCUCUGUCUAUGGGUUUUCUUAUUUAAUCCCCAUCAACCCAAACCCAUUUCUCAGUCAGAUCCAAUCACUCUUCUUCACUUUGUGCAUCAUGGAGCUCUCUACCAUGGAGCAGCUCAAGUCCCAGCCAGUUUGGCUUCUUGUACUGCUGGGUCUUGGUUCUUUAUCACUAUUGAAGUUCUCGUCGGCUCUUCUCAAGUGGGUCUAUGUGAAUUUCCUCAGACCUGCCAAGAAUCUCAAGAAAUACGGCUCCUGGGCGCUUGUCACCGGACCAACUGACGGUAUCGGCAAAGGCUUCGCCUUUCAGUUGGCCCGCGUAGGCCUCAAUCUCGUUCUUGUCGGUCGGAACCCUGAGAAGCUCAAGGACGUUUCGGAAUCUAUCCGAGCCAAAUUCGGGCAAACCCAGAUCAAGACCGUGGUUGUCGAUUUCUCCGGCGAUUUAGACGAGGGGGUCAAUCGGGUUCGCGAAGCCAUCGAAGGCAUUGACGUCGGGCUUUUGAUUAACAACGUUGGAAUUUCGUAUCCUUACGCGAGGUUUUUCCACGAAGUGGAUCACCAACUGUUGGCCGAUUUGAUUAAGGUCAAUGUCGAGGGCACUACAAAGGUCACGCAGGCGGUUUUGCCCGGAAUGCUCAGCAGGAAGAGAGGUGCAAUCGUCAAUAUUGGCUCUGGUGCUGCCAUUGUGAUACCGUCUGAUCCCCUUUACUCUGUAUAUGCCGCCACCAAAGCAUAUGUUGAUCAAUUUUCAAGGUGCCUUUAUGUUGAGUACAAGAAGAGCGGAAUUGAUGUGCAAUGUCAGGUACCCUUAUACGUUGCGACAAAGAUGGCGUCAAUCAAAAGGUCCUCCUCCUUUGUUCCAUCGACAGAUGGUUAUGCUCGGGCUGCCUUGCGCUGGAUAGGCCAUGAACCGCGCUGCACUCCCUACUGGCCCCAUUCUCUUCUCUGGGCUUUUGCACAUUCUCUGCCCGAAUCUGUUGUCGACGCUUGGCGCCUACGGUUCUGCUUUGCCAUUCGGAAGAGGGGGCAACUCAAAGACUCUAGGAAGAAGGAAUAGUCACCAUCCUAAUCUUUCAACUUAUCCGCUUCUUUUCCCUCGAAUGAUGUGGACUGAGGUAGUAGGCCCUUCUUGGUAGAACUUCUUGAGCCACAGUGCUUGAAUUUAUGUUGUCUUGUACUUUCUUUGAGACUGCUUCUAAAGUUGAGAAAAUCGGAUUAAUCUUAUUAACUGGAUCUUUGAGUGCCUUUGCUUACUUUAUUAUUAUUAUUAUUAUUAUCAAGCUGAUAUGAUUGCAAGAAAAGAA
Molecule: messenger RNA, 1532 nt
Organism: Diospyros lotus (date-plum)
Lineage: Eukaryota; Viridiplantae; Streptophyta; Magnoliopsida; Ericales; Ebenaceae
Product: very-long-chain 3-oxoacyl-CoA reductase 1
Exons: 3
Coding region: 323-1285 (320 amino acids)
Cellular component (GO): endoplasmic reticulum
Molecular function (GO): ketoreductase activity
Source: RefSeq, a predicted model, not a curated record